Taeniopygia guttata (zebra finch) is the source of this 6141-nucleotide messenger RNA. It is a transcript of the gene SYNJ1, whose product is annotated as synaptojanin 1. The record is from RefSeq and is a predicted model, not a curated record. Gene Ontology annotation, cellular component: presynapse; perinuclear region of cytoplasm. Gene Ontology annotation, molecular function: RNA binding; SH3 domain binding; phosphatidylinositol-4,5-bisphosphate 5-phosphatase activity. Gene Ontology annotation, biological process: synaptic vesicle endocytosis; phosphatidylinositol dephosphorylation. NCBI's taxonomy places the organism in Eukaryota, Metazoa, Chordata, Aves, Passeriformes, Estrildidae.
CCGGGGCGGGCGGCGCAGUGCGGAAGGACGCGGGGCCGGGAGGAAGUGGAUUCCGCCGGCUCCGCGGCGGCGGGCGCACGGUGAGAGUGGCGGUACCGCGGGGCCGGCCUGGGGCUCGGAGGUCUCGUACGCGCUCGGGCGGCAGGGCCGUGUGUUUGAGGCAAAAUGGCUUUCAGUAAAGGAUACCGUGUCUAUCACAAGUUGGAUCCACUUCCCUUCAGCGUGAUUGUGGAAACCAGGAACAGAGAAGAAUGUCUCAUGUUUGAGUCUGGAGCUGUGGCUGUCCUCUCUUCCGCAGAAAAAGACACAAUCAAGAAUACAUACUCCAAAGUCAUGGAUGCAUAUGGGCUCCUGGGUGUGUUAAGAUUAAAUCUCGGGGACACACUGUUACAUUAUCUGGUUCUGGUAACAGGAUGCAUGUCUGUAGGAAAGAUUCAGGACUCUGAAGUUUUCCGAGUUACUUCCACUGAGUUUGUGUCACUGCGGGUUGACCCAACAGACGAGGAUCGUAUUUCAGAAGUGCGCAAAGUGCUGAACUCUGGAAACUUUUAUUUUGCGUGGUCUGCCACUGGUGUCAGCUUAGACCUGAGUCUCAGUGCUCACCGCAGCAUGCAGGAGCACACCACUGACAAUAGGUUCUUCUGGAACCAGUCACUGCAUUUACAUCUGAAGCACUACGGUGUGAACUGUGACGAAUGGCUGUUACGCCUCAUGUGCGGAGGAGUGGAGAUCAGGACAAUUUAUGCAGCUCACAAGCAGGCGAAGGCUUGUCUCAUAUCACGACUAAGCUGUGAACGGGCUGGCACCCGGUUCAACGUCCGGGGAACAAAUGAUGAUGGUCACGUUGCCAAUUUUGUUGAAACAGAGCAGGUGAUAUAUUUGGAUGACUCUGUGUCAUCUUUCAUACAGAUUCGAGGAUCUGUUCCCUUAUUUUGGGAACAGCCAGGACUGCAGGUGGGAUCCCAUCGUGUCAGGAUGUCACGGGGUUUCGAGGCAAAUGCACCAGCUUUUGACAGGCAUUUUCAAACUCUUAAAAAUUUAUAUGGCAAGCAAAUUAUUGUAAAUUUACUUGGGGCAAAAGAAGGGGAGCACAUGCUCAGCAAAGCCUUCCAGAGCCAUUUGAAAGCAUCUGAACAUUCAGCUGAUAUCAAAAUGGUGAACUUCGACUAUCAUCAGAUGGUUAAAGGUGGAAAGGCAGAAAAACUACACAGUGUGCUUAAACCUCAAGUCCAGAAAUUCUUAGAGUGUGGAUUUUUUUAUUUUGAUGGAAAGGAAGUGAAAAGAUCCCAGAGCGGCACUGUCAGGACCAACUGCUUGGACUGUCUGGACAGAACAAACAGUGUGCAGGCCUUCUUCGGCUUGGAGAUGCUAACAAAACAGCUGGAGGUGUUAGGAUUAGCUGAGAAACCUCAAUUAGUUACUCGCUUUCAGGAAGUUUUCCGAUCCAUGUGGUCUGUGAAUGGUGAUUCUGUUAGUAAAAUAUAUGCUGGAACUGGAGCCCUUGAAGGAAAAGCAAAGGCUGGAAAGCUGAAGGAUGGUGCUCGUUCUGUGACCAGAACGAUCCAAAAUAACUUUUUUGAUAGCUCCAAGCAGGAGGCCAUUGAUGUUUUGUUAUUGGGAAAUACCCUAAAUAGUGAUUUAGCAGAUAAAGCACGGGCUCUCUUAACCACCAGCAGUUUACGCGUUUCAGAGCAAUCAUUACAAUCAGCAUCUGUAAAAGUACUGAAGAGCAUGUGUGAGAACUUCUAUAAGUAUGCAAAACCAAAAAAAAUCCGAGUCUGCGUUGGGACAUGGAACGUCAAUGGGGGGAAGCAGUUUCGAAGUAUUGCCUUCAGAAAUCAAACCCUCACUGACUGGCUUCUGGAUGCACCAAAGUUAGCUGGAAUCCCUGAAUUCCAAGAUCACAAAAACAAACCUGUGGACAUAUUUGCCAUUGGAUUUGAAGAAAUGGUGGAAUUAAAUGCAGGAAACAUUGUGAACGCCAGCACCACAAAUCAGAAGCUCUGGGCUGCUGAGCUGCAGAAGACCAUCUCCAGAGACUACAAGUAUGUGCUGCUGGCUUCAGAGCAGCUGGUGGGUGUCUGCCUCUUCGUGUUCAUCAGGCCUCAGCACGCUCCCUUUAUCAGGGAUGUUGCUGUUGAUACUGUCAAGACUGGCAUGGGAGGAGCCACUGGGAACAAAGGUGCGGUGGCCAUUCGGAUGUUGUUCCAUACCUCCAGCCUUUGCUUUGUGUGCAGUCAUUUUGCUGCAGGGCAAUCCCAAGUCAAGGAGAGAAAUGAAGACUUUGUAGAAAUUUCUCGCAAACUUGGCUUUCCGAUGGGAAGGAUGCUCUUUUCCCAUGACUAUAUUUUUUGGUGUGGGGACUUCAAUUAUCGAAUAGAUUUGCCCAAUGAGGAGGUGAAGGACCUAAUACGACAACAGAACUGGGAUACCCUCAUAGCAGGAGACCAGCUUAUCAACCAAAAAAACUCUGGACAGAUUUUUAGGGGGUUUCUGGAAGGGAAAAUAAAUUUUGCCCCUACAUACAAAUAUGAUCUGUUCUCUGAUGACUAUGACACCAGUGAAAAGUGCCGCACACCGGCAUGGACAGAUCGGAUCCUCUGGAGGAGAAGGAAAUGGCCAUUUGACCGAUCAGCUGAAGACCUGGAUCUUCUGAAUGCAAGUUUUCAUAGUGACAGUCAUGUCCCUUAUACAUGGAAUCCUGGCACUCUGUUGCACUACGGAAGAGCAGAGCUGAAAACAUCUGAUCAUAGACCUGUUGUUGCACUGAUUGACAUUGACAUAUUUGAAAUUGAAGCAGAAGAGAGACAAAAAGUGUAUAAGGAGGUGAUUGCAAUGCAAGGACCACCUGAUGGUACUGUGAUGGUCUCCAUCAGAAGUUCUUCAGCUGAAGAAAACUAUUUUGAUGAUAACUUGAUUGAUGAUCUUCUUCAAAAAUUUGCAAGCUACGGCGAAGUUAUACUUAUAAGGUUUGUGGAAGACAAGAUGUGGGUAACAUUUUUGGAAGGAAGCUCUGCUCUGAAUGUUAUGAAUUUGAAUGGUAUUGAGCUACAAGGAAGGAUUAUAAAUAUCAAUUUGAAAAAUCCAGAUUGGAUCAGAAGUUUGGAAGAUGAAAUGAAUCUAGAGAAGAUUAAUAUUGGGCUGCCUUCAUCAACAAGCUCCACUUUGCUUUGUGAAGAUGCUGAGGUUACUGCAGACUAUGACAUGGAAGGAGACAUAGAUGACUACAGUGCUGAAGUAGAAGAAAUCCUUCCUCAGCACCUACAUCCAACAUCGAGCUCGGGGCUGGGAACCUCGCCAAGCUCUUCCCCACGCUCCAGCCCUUGCCAGUCCCCAACGCUGUCGGAUGGACCCACGCUCCUGGUGAGACCCAGCCGAGCCUCAGGAAAAGCUCCUGGGCCACCUGUUUCCACCCAGGCUGAAUUCCAGCCUGGUGCCCAGCAGAAGGAGCCUCCCCAGAGCCUAGAGCCAAAGCGUCCUCCACCCCCUCGGCCCAUCGCUCCUCCUGCACGUCCUGCUCCUCCACAGCGGCCACCUCCACCCUCAGGCGGUAGGAGUCCUGCACCUGCUAGAAAAGAAUUUGGAGGUCUUGGAGCUCCUCCCAGUCCUGGGGUAGCUAGGAGAGAAGUAGAAGUACAAAAAAGCCCUGGAACACAAAGAAAAGAUAACAUAGUUCGUAACCAGCCUCCACAUUCAGCGGGUACAACCAGACCGACUAUUCCUCCUCGAGCUGGAGUUAUCAGUGCCCCACAAAGCCAUGUCCGUCCUUCGGGGGCAAGACCAGCACCUGAGACUCAGACCAAGCCAACUGAGCCACCAAGGGGCUCACCAAUGCUUCCUGAACCACUGAAGCCUCAGGCUGCUGGACCUGCUCAGCCCAGCACUCCUGUGCUAAGGAUGCAGGAGCCCCUGAUCCCUGUGGCAUCUCAUCCAUCUCAGGCAAGUGCCCCGGAAAGCCUGGAGCCCCCCCAGCCACCACCUCGUAGCCGCUCAUCUCACAGUUUGCCUUCUGAACCUGCUCCCUCCCAGCAGCAACUGAAUCCCAACGGGACAUACGGCACUAACCCUGAACCCCAGCUCAGCAGUGACCCUUUUGAAGACCUGUCAUUUCAGCUGCUCGUGUCCAAGUUGCAGACAUCUGUCCGAACAUCACCCGCUCCAACCUUAAACCAAAAGGAGUUGAUACAGUUGCCUUCAGCAAGGCAAAGAAAUGCGGAUAAUUCGAAUACUGUCAAUUGCAUGCCAGCAAUGCCUCCUGUUCCAACCUAUCACUCAUCCCAGGAACAUCAGCACAGCUCUCCAAAUCCAUUUAUUACUGGGCUGAAUUGCUCAAAUCCAUUCACUGAAAGAACUCCUAAUGCUGGGAACCCAUUUAGGACAGAAACACGGGGGUCCAGGAUAACCUCACAAGUACUGGUAGGACCUGCUGCUUCCCAGCCAUUCCCUCCUCUGCCCCCACCCAGCUGUAAAACAAGCAAGCCUCUAUUUCCUGUGGAUGCAGCUGAAAAUACAUUUUGCUCGCGAAGUAGAUCUCUCAAGGAAGAAAACGUACAGCUCAAAGGGUGGGUGACGUUUGAUACGGAUGAGAACUUUAACACGAAGCUAAAGCCAUCUGCCAGUGUUUUCCCGGAGCCGAGCUGGUUAAAAUCCAAAUCAGCUAGAUGCCCAGGUUUGCUGGGAGCUGAACAAAAGACUUUCCUUUGUUUAGACUUUCACUUUGACAGUGACUGGAAUAAAAGUUCUACUGAUUGCUUCUGUACAAUGCCAGCAAGAAAGCCACCUGCACCCCCUGUGCCAUCCAGAGCAACCAGCAACAGGUCCCCUGCAGAUCCCUUUCCCUGCCCAGCGCCCAAGGUGUCACCAACUCAUGAUUUUACAGAAAGAUAGAUGGUCAGAGAUACAGAAGGUUAUAUUUGUUGCUACAUUUAUCCAGUAGAAUAAUUAGGCAUUUGAGAUUAUUCUGUAUGCAAUAAUUGUUAAAUGCACUGAAACGUAACUCUGCUCAUAAACAGCCACUUCAACUUGUGUAGAAAUUUUGAAUGUGUAUAUAUGGUAGAGCACAAAAAUGGUCUGAAAUUUAUUAAAAUCUCGAUGUAAUAGUAUUUGAAUAGACAAAAAGAGAAGAAGGGUGAGCUACUGUCUCACUAAAAUCUAUCAAUCCUGGACACAGAUUUUGCUUAGGGAGCUCUUUCAUUUCUGUUCUCCUUUGUGGAAUUUCACAAGAAGAGGCUUCCUGCUGGUAGCCUCCCCCCUCCCUUUUGACUGUUUUGUUAGUUGAUAUUUAUAAGUAUUUACCAAAGAGCUGCCAAAGUUUAUGGAGAUUUGAAUGUUGACAAGUAUUGUUUAGAAGCUGUUUAAUUUAUAACAGAGGCUAUGGGCAUUUGUAAGGCUUAUAUUUGAAUUCAAGGCACAACAAAAAUAGUUUACUUUCAAAAUAGAAACAAAACUUUGCAUAUUAAUACAUUCAAUUAAUCUCCUGUGUCAGUAUAUUUCAGUUACUAAAUCCUAUUGUGACAUACACUCACUAGCACUAAUUCAGAAUAAUUGUUCCAUAUCAUCCAUUUAUUCAUUACUAUUUUAACUAUACUACUUUUUUUUUCCACAAAUUGGAAAUAGUUGAUACAGCAGGCUUUUCCUCAACCUCUGGAAAAAAGUCCCCUUGGCUUUUGAGAUACAAAGCAGUAUUUACCAGUUUCAGACCAUGCAGUCUGCCAGCCAGAGGGUGAAACAACACAGUUGGAUUAUAUUUAGAGUAGUGAAAUAUCCCAGGGCAGCACGCUUUUUAAAUCAUCAGAUGCUCUCACAACAUGCUCCAUGAAAUAAUCCACUAUUCCUUCGGACAGCCCCUAGUUAGCCACGAGCUGCAGCCGCCUAGAGGAGUGAUAGUGAGUUUUCUAUUGCGCUUUUUUCUGUUCAAGUCAUUCAAGUUGUACAUUUGGACAGCAGUGGUACUACUUGUGCUUCAGUGUGUGUUACCUCUUUUUACGCUGUUGCUGCAAACAUCUGUGUGGUUGAUGUUUUGGUAUAUUCUUACAUUAGCAAACCAAAUUCAGGGGGUAACUUUUGCUAGUGGGAGUCACAUGAUAAGUAUGUUGUUGAAUAUUUAAUUGCAGUGAUUAAAAACUAUCUGUCUGAACUGUA